Molecule: messenger RNA, 2193 nt
Organism: Hyaloscypha bicolor E
Lineage: Eukaryota; Fungi; Ascomycota; Leotiomycetes; Helotiales; Hyaloscyphaceae
Product: N-terminal acetyltransferase A, auxiliary subunit
Exons: 4
Biological process (GO): N-terminal peptidyl-methionine acetylation
Cellular component (GO): cytoplasm; NatA complex
Molecular function (GO): protein-N-terminal amino-acid acetyltransferase activity; protein binding
Source: RefSeq, a predicted model, not a curated record
AUGCCACAGCAACUGAGUGCGAAAGAGCAGUCGCUCUUCCGCACAGUCGUGCGCAACUAUGAGGACAAGCAGUACAAGAAGGGUAUCAAAGCUGCCGACCAGAUCCUGCGGAAGAAUCCCAAGCAUGGAGACACACUGGCUAUGAAAGCUCUCAUCAUGAACUCCCAAGGGAAGACCGACGAAGCCUUUGCGCUUGCCAAAGUGGCCCUCCAGUGUGACAUGAAGUCGCAUGUUUGCUGGCAUGUCUAUGGGUUGCUAUACCGAGCCGUCAAGAAUUUUGAGGAGGCUAUCAAGGCAUACAAAUUUGCACUGAGGCUUGAACCUGAAUCUGCCCAGAUUCAACGGGACCUGGCAUUGCUUCAAAUACAGAUGCGAGACUACCAGGGGUACAUUGUCAGCAGGAGAUCAAUGCUUCAGGCAAGAUCUGGUUUACGACAAAGUUGGACUGCAUUAGCUGUGGCCCAUCAUCUGGCUGGUGACCUUGCUGAGGCAGAGCGAGUCCUGACGGCAUACGAAGAAACCCUGAAGAACCCUCCCUCAAAAACGGACUUCGAAAACUCGGAGGCUGUUAUGUACAAGAACUCCUUGAUUGCUGAACAAGGCAACAUUGAAAAGGCUUUAGAACAUUUGACAGCAGCAGGAAAACACAACCUGGAUAGGCUUGCAGUCUUGGAGCUCCGGGCAACAUAUCUUGCGAAGCUAGAACGAAAAGAGGAAGCUAUCAAAGCUUACCGCGCCCUCAUUGACCGCAAUUCCGAGUACAAGAAAUAUUAUGAUGGUCUCAUAGAAGCCAUGGGGCUUGUGGCAACGGACCACAAGGCCCGAAAGGCAGUGUAUGAUGAGUUCGCGGAGAAGUAUCCUCGAUGCGAUGCAGCUCGACGGUUGCCACUGGAUUUUCUAGAAGGCGAGGAAUUCCGAGAAGCUGCAGACAAGUACAUCCAUCGAAUGCUAGACAAGGGGGUUCCUUCGACCUUCGCCAAUCUCAAGCAUCUUUAUUCGAAUCCGAACAAGAAGGCACUUCUCCCGGCUUUGGUUCAGCAAUACAUCGAUAGUGAUAGAAGCGCUGCGAACGAGGAGCCCAAGAGGAAUGGAGACACGUCAAAAGGCGCAUCCGCUGCUUAUUAUUUCCUGGCUCAACAUUAUAACUAUUACUUGAGUCGAGAUUUGGAGAAAGCCAUGGAAUAUAUCGACAAAGCUAUCGAAUUGGAACCCGAGAGCGUCGAUUUCCACAUGACAAAAGCCCGGAUAUGGAAGCACUAUGGGAACACUCAAAAGUCUUCCGAAAUCAUGGAGAAAGCGCGGACUCUCGAUGUUAGAGAUCGACAUAUCAACACAAAAGCCGCAAAGUAUCAGCUCAGGAAUGAUGAGAGCGAAGCCGCCCUCAAGACUAUGGGCAUGUUCACGAGGGCGGAAACUCCAGGAGGUCCCUUGGCUGAUCUCCAUGAUAUGCAAUGCGUUUGGUUUUUGACCGAAGAUGGCCAAUCUUAUGCUCGCCAGGGGAAGCUGGGCCUUGCGCUGAAACGGUUUACUGCUGUCUACAACGUCUUUGACGUUUGGCAAGAAGAUCAAUUCGAUUUUCACAGCUUCUCUCUUAGGAAAGGGCAGAUCCGAGCUUAUGUAGAGAUGAUGAGGUGGGAGGAUCACCUGCGGGAGCACCCAUUCUAUAGUUGCGCAGCUUUGUCAGCUAUUGAUGUCUACAUUAAGAUCCACGAUAUGCCCUUGACGAAUGGCACGAACGGAUCUGCCGACGCCAACGGCGAAGAUGCUGCUGAAAGAAAGAAGGCAGCAAAGAAAGCUCGGAAAGAGGCUCAAAAGGCUGAGAGAGAAGCCGCAACCAAGAAGGCGGAACCCAACAAGCCUACGCGGGAAGGAGAUUCUGAUGCCAAGAAGAAAGAUGAUGACCCAGACGGUGUCAAGCUCGCUGCUACCUCUGAACCAAUGGCUGAUGCGAUGAAAUUCCUAAUACCUCUACUGCAAUUCAGCUCAAAGAGUAUCAAUACACAAAUUGCCGGAUUCGAGGUGUAUAUUCGAAGGAAAAAGUACCUGCUCGCUCUCAAGUGCCUUCUGGCAGCCGCUGCUCUUGACAGGGAGCACUCGAAAGUCCACGAGCAAAUCGUCAGAUUCAAGCUUGCAAUCGACAAAGAUAUCGAGGGAGUAGCUGCCAAAUCUGCAGAAGUCAUCAAGUCAGAGUUU